AUGCAUGCAUGGUUUGCUGCUUUUGUUGAUACACGUUAUUCAGUGGCUGUCCCCGUAAUUGCUGUUCAGGGCUUUCGGUGGGCCAUAGAAAAUGAUCAAUGGCAAGCUCGAGUUGACAGUAUUAAGCCUGUGUUUGAAGAAGCAAGGAUUGAUUUAGGGAAGGAAGCCAUUGACAAAGAGGUUGUGGAAACCGUUUGGAACAGAAUAGCUCCUGGUUUAGCACCACGCCCUUUGUUGAUUAUAAACGGUGAAGACGAUCCCCGUUGCCCAAUCGAAGGUAUUGAUGUUGCCAUAUCAAAAACACAAAAGGCUUUCGAAGAUGCCCAACUUUUGAAUCAUUUCAAGGUGAUAGUCGAACCAGGAAUUGGACAUGAAGUGACCUCAUCAAUGCUUAAAGAAGUGAGUGAUUGGCUUGACAAGUUUCUCAAACCGUAG
This is a messenger RNA of Lactuca virosa, 435 nucleotides long. The record is from the annotation of a GenBank genome assembly. NCBI's taxonomy places the organism in Eukaryota, Viridiplantae, Streptophyta, Magnoliopsida, Asterales, Asteraceae.